AUGUCACCCAGCACGGCUCUGGCUCUAGCGUCGGCUGCCAAAGACGUUAUUAGAAGGCUGUCUUGUAUCAGCGAUGAAAAGUAUUCUUUUAGCACGGCCAGCUGUGAGCCGUAUAACACGGCCUGGGUGGCCAUGGUCACCAAAACGUCCAACGGCCAGAAGAAGUGGCUAUUCCCCGAAUGCUUCUACAACUUGUUGAAGACGCAGGCCGAAGAUGGAAGCUGGGCUCGCCACCCCCAGACCCAAACGACCGGCGUGCUGGGAACAGCCGCGGCUCUGUUGGCCUUGUUGAAGCACCUCAAGGAGCCCCUCCAAGUCUACGACGUAUCUGCUGACGAGCUCCGCAAGCGCGUCGCACUGGGAACUGAGUCCUUGAGGACUCAGCUGCAAGACUGGGACGACGCCCAACGCACCAAUCACAUCGGCGUAGAGCUCAUCGCGCCGGCCCUGUUCGCCUACCUCGAGCAGGAGGACCCGAGCAUGCGCUUCCAGUUCCCCGCCCGGGCGGCACUCCAGGAGAUGUACGAGGCCAAGAUGGCUCGCUUUAAGCCCGAACAUUUGUACAAGCAAAAGGUCUCGACGGCCGCCCACUCGCUCGAGGCCUUUAUCGGCAAGAUCGAUUUUGACCGCGUUUCUGGCCACCUCUGGCAUGGUUCCAUGAUGGCUUCGCCGUCGGCCACCGCGGUAUACCUAAUGCAUGCGUCAGUGUGGGAUGACGAAGCUGAGGGUUUCCUACGGCAUGUCUUGGAGGCCGGGGCCGGCCACGGCGAUGGCGGGGUGCCGGGGACCUUCCCAACGUCGUAUUUCGAGUACAGCUGGGUCGUCGUAACACUCCUGCAGGGCGGUUUCUCCGUCCAGGAUCUAGGCCCAGAGGAGCUAGGCAUCAUAGCCGAUCAUCUCGAAUGUGCAUUCAAAGAAGAAGGCGGGAUCAUUGGGUUCGCUCCCCGAGCCCCAGACGCGGAUGACACGGCCAAAGGGCUCAUGGCUCUCCACCUGAUGGGACGCCACGUCGCCCCGGACCAGAUGAUCAAAGUGUUCGAGGGCCGUAACCAUUUCACUACAUUCGGCUCCGAGCGGGAUCCCAGCUUGACAUCCAACUGCCAUGUCCUGCUCACUCUGCUGCGGCAGCCCGACAUAUCUCAGUACUACCCACAGAUCAUCAAAACGGCCAACUUUAUUUGCGAGUACUGGUGGGCGAGCGAUGGCCGCAUCCGAGAUAAAUGGCAUUUGAGCCAUUUGUACCCGACAAUGCUGCUGGCUAAGGCAUUCACUGAGCUAUCCGGCCACCUAGAAAGCGGCGCCUUACUUGAAACCGCGGGUCAACAGCUGCUCUGGCGCGUCCGCAUUUGUCUGUUCCAGGCCUGCCUCCGCGCGCUCCUGGAGCAGGAUGACGAGGACGGCUCCUGGGGAGGCUUCCCCGAGCAGACGUCGUACGCCAUCCUCACGCUGGCUGAGGCGCGAAAAAGCAGCCUCUUCGACGGCAUCGCCGGUGAAGUCCAGGCUGCCAUCGACCGCGGCGCCCGCUUCCUAGAAACGCGAAAGAUCGAGCACCGCGACCACGGCUGGACGUCCAAGGCGGCAUACCGCGUCGCGUUCGUCGCCGAGGCGUACGAGCUCGCGGCGCUCAAUGUACAGCUUCUUGGCAGGAAAGUCACCGACGCAGGCCGCAGCCCGACGAUGCCCUCCUCCAGGCCCAGGUUGGAGGAGGCCUACACUGAGAUUCUCAAACGAACGCCUCUGUUUUCAGAUAUGCCCGAGUGGAGGCUUCGGGCGUCGCUUCUUGAGUCUAGUCUUUUUGUACCGCUUCUCCGGAGCCAAAGGCUCGAGGUUCGCUCUGGUGACGAAGUCAACAUGACCAGGGACAGGUACCUCGACCUGAUCGCUUUACCGUGGGUCAGCUACAACGAUAGAAGCGGUUGGUUCCCGUCGACGGCGUGGCAGUACGAGAUGAUUCUAAACUCCAUGCGACACCUGUCAUGAUAUCUUCAUGCAUUACUCGCACUUGGCAAGCCUUGCCAAGUGCCAUAUCACGUGAGCUAUGCUCAUUAGCCGUGACACUCGCCCAUGUAUAGGGUCUCUCUUUUACAUAC
Messenger RNA from Colletotrichum navitas, 2090 nucleotides. RefSeq names its product terpenoid cyclases/protein prenyltransferase alpha-alpha toroid. Lineage: Eukaryota; Fungi; Ascomycota; Sordariomycetes; Glomerellales; Glomerellaceae. Gene Ontology annotation, biological process: diterpenoid biosynthetic process. The transcript has 4 exons. The coding region runs from base 1 to 1980 and encodes 659 amino acids. Gene Ontology annotation, molecular function: magnesium ion binding; terpene synthase activity. The record is from RefSeq and is a predicted model, not a curated record.